Messenger RNA from Silurus meridionalis, 2136 nucleotides. It is a transcript of the gene slc30a7, whose product is annotated as solute carrier family 30 member 7. Gene Ontology annotation, molecular function: zinc ion transmembrane transporter activity. Gene Ontology annotation, cellular component: Golgi apparatus; membrane. The coding region runs from base 71 to 1264 and encodes 397 amino acids. The record is from RefSeq and is a predicted model, not a curated record. Gene Ontology annotation, biological process: zinc ion transport; transmembrane transport; intracellular zinc ion homeostasis. Lineage: Eukaryota; Metazoa; Chordata; Actinopteri; Siluriformes; Siluridae. The transcript is spliced from 11 exons.
UCCUCUUCUCUCCCGUAAUAACAGUUGAAGGAACACCGGAGCUGCAGGUGUUGGUGCUGUCUGAACUAAGAUGUUACCUUUAUCCAUUAAAGAUGACGAAUAUAAACCUGCCAAGUUCAACCUGCUCCUCAAGCUCUCUGGCUGGUUCAGAUCCAUCCUGGCUGACAAGACAUCUCGGAAUUUAUUUUUCUUCCUGUGCCUCAAUCUGUCUUUUGCCUUUGUGGAGUUAAUGUACGGCAUAUGGAGUAACAGUUUAGGGCUGAUAUCAGAUUCCUUCCACAUGUUUUUCGACUGCACAGCACUUCUGGCAGGUCUCGCAGCGUCAGUGAUUUCACGGUGGAGGUCCAACGACUCCUUCUCAUACGGUUAUGUGAGAGCAGAAGUGCUGGCGGGUUUCGUCAACGGCCUCUUCCUCAUCUUCACUGCUUUUUUUAUUUUCUCUGAAGGAGUGGAGAGAGCGUUAGAACCUCCGGAUGUACAUCACGAGCGUUUGCUGCCUGUGUCCAUUGCAGGGCUUCUCGUCAACCUCGUCGGCGUCUUCGUGUUCCAGCAUGGAGGACACGGACAUUCUCAUGGUGGAGAAGGUCAUGGGCACAGCCACUCUCUUUUUAAUGGAAGUGUGGGCCACGGACACGGCCACGGCGGACACGGGCACAGCCACGAUUCCAAGCACGGACACGGACACGAUCACGGACAUGAUCACGGACACAGUCACGAUCACGGACAUGAACACGGACACAGUCACGAUCAUGGACACGGCCAUUCACACGAAGGCCCUCACUGCCACGAUGAUCCCUUGCUCAGGCCAGAGAAAGGCUCCAACAAACAGAUCUUACAAGGAGUUUUUCUCCACAUCGUCGCCGAUACGUUGGGAAGCAUCGGCGUCAUCAUCUCGGCCUUCCUCAUGCAGAAGUACGACCUGAUGAUCGCUGAUCCAAUCUGCUCCAUGCUCAUCGCCCUUCUCAUAGGUGUCAGUGUGGUUCCUUUGCUGAGAGAAUCCAUCGGGAUCCUGAUGCAGCGAACUCCACCUGCACUCGACAACACCCUCCCAGAGUGCUAUCAGAGAGUGCAGCAGCUGCAGGGUGUGUAUAACUUGCAGGAGACGCAUUUCUGGACACUGUGUACAGACGUCUACAUCGGUACCUUGAAACUCCUCGUGGCACCAGACGCUGAUUCACGAUGGAUCCUCAGUCAGACGCACAACAUUUUCACACAGGCUGGAGUAAGGCAGCUGUAUGUUCAGAUCGAUGUGGCAGCCAUGUAGGAGUUAAUCCCUAAUUCAGGAUUCCUGGGACCAAAGCCCUCUGUGCUGCUACCAAAAGCUCAUCACCAAACCUGCCCUCUUCUCUCUUUUUUGCCCCUUUUUGUAAUUUUUCUGGGGUUUUUCGACACCGUUAUCACCCAGUCGGACAAAUCCUGAGCGGCCGAAGUGCAGUGCAGUACGGUACACUGACUCUUCCCAGGAAAACCAAACAGCUUGAAGGCUACAUUGGGAGCCCCUGGUCAAGAGCUGUCCAUAUUCCUAAUUCUUUGUUUUUUUAAUAUCCCUUAAAGACUUUGAUCUGUAUUUGGUGUCUCGUCCUCAUUACAGUAAGGAAUGAGGUUUUAAUUUUGUAUUUGCUUAAGAAGGAAAAGCCUCCAGCAGUAUGUAAAGUGAAUCGUCAUAGUAUUUUCUCUGCGGUCUGACGGCUUUUCAGCUGCAGGCGUCGGUCACUCGCGUUAUCCCGCACUUCAAUACUUCAAUUCAGAAUCACACUUUGUUCUCUUAAGUGCCUUCCCCCCCCCUGGUGGAUCUCUCGGACAAUCUCCCACAUGUCUCGUUCAUCCGACAUCGCUUAUAGGGCCUUUUAACAUUCCUUUGCCUUUUUUUUUUUUAAACUGCAGUGUUCUCUGAUCGAUUCACUGAUCUAUUUCUCAGAUCUCUGCGUCAUGAAUGAAACACCAGCUUUAUUCAUCCACAAACGGAUCUGAUGAGCCACUAAUAUGUGAAGUCCAUAAUUUAAUUGCCCGUCUGGAUUUAAAAAAAUAAUAAUCUGCGCCACUGGCCAGUACAUUUGUGCAAUUCAAUAAAUUAUCUCGGCAUCUGAUUUUAUUUUUAUUUUUUGCAUUUGAUGGAAUAAAAUCAUUACUAUCAAA